UUUGCAGAACUCAGUCGGUGGACAGAACUGGCGGAACAAGAAGCAAGAUCACUUUUUCCCAGCCCCAGAACCUCCUUUUUGAYAGAGACAGCUAUAAAUCUGCUGAUAAAUCAGCUCAGAAAUGCUGAGCAUAACACAAGUUUUUGUAGUCCUGAUUAUUUUUUUGCUAAUUGUUGAGUUUUUCAGACUGAAGAAAGUUUGCAAGCAAUUCCCUCCCGGACCUACUCCUCUCCCAUUGCUUGGAAACUUGGUGCACUUGAACUUUCAGUUUCAUCGGGAUCUUCUGAUGGAGCUGGCAAAAACUCAUGGYAACAUCUUCACUCUGUGGUUCGGGUGGAUCCCAGUGAUUGUACUGAAUGGAUUUCAAGCAGUGAAGGAUGGCAUGACCACACACCCUGAAGAUGUUUCUGGGAGGUUGCUGUCACCUUUCUUCAGAGCACUGGCCAAAGGAAAGGGUAUUAUAUUGGCAAGUGGUCGCUCCUGGAAGCAACAGAGACGCUUUGGAAUAAUGACCCUGCGCAAUCUGGGAAUGGGGAAAAAAGGCCUGGAGCAUCGAGUGCAAGARGAAGCCUCUCACCUGGUGGAGUUUUUUAUGAACCUAAAAGGAAGACCUGUGGAUCCUUCUUUCCCCCUUUUCCAUUCUAUUUCAAAUGUAAUUUGUGCUGUGGUUUUUGGAUAUCACUUCUCUGAUGAGGACAAAACCUUCCAUGAACUGAUCCAUGCUACAGAGAAUUUAUUCAGGUUUGCAGGCAGCUUUGUYCACCAGAUGUAUGAAAUCCUGCCCUGGCUCGUGAGUCGUCUCCCUGGGCCUCAUAAGAAGGCAUUGGCUUGCUAUGAUGUCCUGAGUUCUUUUGCAAGGAAAGAGAUCAGAAGACACGUAGAGAGGGGGAUGCCUGCUGAACCACAGGAUUUCAUUGACUUYUACCUGGCUGAGAUUGAGAAAUCUAAAGAGGGGGUCAAACCCAAGUAUGAUGAAGACAAUUUGGUAUAUGUCAUAAAUGAUCUUUUCCUCGGUGGAUCAGAGACCUCAAGCACGACAUUGUACUGGGGACUGCUGUACAUGGUAGUGAAUCCACACAUCCAAGAGAAAGUGCAGAAGGAGUUGGAUGCAGUUCUGGGUCCUUCCCAGUURAUUUGCUAUGAGGAUCGGAGAAAGCUGCCCUACACAAAUGCUGUGGUUCAYGAAAUUCAGCGCUUCAGCAACAUUGUUUUUGUUGGCAUCCCCAGAUUGUGUGUGAGGAACACAACACUGCUGGGAUUCCCUGUCAAAAAGGGCACCAUUGUUAUACCAAAUAUAGCAUCUGUUCUGUAUGACCCUGAGCAGUGGGAGACACCUCGACAGUUCAACCCUGACCAUUUUCUGGAUAAAGAAGGAAACUUUGUACCUCGAGAAGCUUUCUUACCAUUCUCAGCAGGCCACCGGGUGUGUUUGGGGGAGCACUUAGCGAGGACCGAGCUCUUUAUUUUCUUUGCCAAUCUGCUGCGGGCGUUCACCUUCCGGCUCCCCGAGGGRGUGACAGAGAUCAACACUGAGCCCAUUUUUGGGGGMACACUGCARCCCCACCCCUACAGGGUUUGUGCCAUUCCACGCUAGGCUGCAGCAGYCACAGGCCAGCAGGAGAGAGCCACCUUUACCUCCGUGAAUUUCCUCUCAAGUGCAUAAACAUCCUCCUGGUUAUUGAUACUAGUCUAUCCCAGAGCUAUUCAGAAAGUGGAUGCAAACCAUGAUCCAGACUAACUGUAUUUUUUUUUUAUCUGGUCUUUGUGAAACUCAUGGGUAUUCUCACAGGGAUCUUGACCAUAUUGUCCUCUUGGAGAGCACUUGAAGCCGGAUGCUGUGGUUCCCAGCUGAAGCCAUGCUGUGUCCCCUUGUCCUAGAUAAGCAAAAUCAUCCUCAUGCUCUGUCCUGAGCAAACCGCAGGAAAAUUCAACAGAGUAUCUCAGCAAGAGCUGAGCAGGUGCCAUUGCUGUGAGUGGCCUGAUGACCUCCAGUAAUCUGACUGUGGAAAGGACACUUUUACAGCUCUGUUUUGGUUUUAUUGUCCUGAACGUAGCCGCUUUAAUUUGUCAACUGGUUGCAAAACAUCCCAACCAAACCAACACCCAAAUCCCAGGAAACACGUUAGAAAGUGGGUGCCUUCACAUCUGAAUUUGAUGUUAAGUAUCUCCCAUAUACUAGGCAAAAAGUAAUUCUGAAGUUGAAGAAAGAAACUGAAACUUGGUGUUUACUAUCAAUGUAGUUGUAUUAUAUUGCCAAAUUGUUAGUUGUUUAUUGUUUGUUUUAAUUUUAAUGAUGUAGAAUCACACCCAUUAUCAAUCCUGCUUGGAUGAGGCAUYGAAUGUGAGAUGAGAGAGUCACUUUGCCUGUGAGUUUCACUGCAAACUCCACGAGAGAGAAAUGUAGAGGCUUUGGAAGGCAGCCUGUAGGGGCUACCUGAACACUCAGRUAUUCCCCAUUUAUUCUUUGCCCUUUACUUUUUUCAUUACAACCCAAACCACACUUCCUGGUAUCCAUUCAAUUUCUUCCAGAUCACCCUUCCCCUCCUUCAGUUCCUGCUCCCACCUCUCCUUUAUCCACAUAAACUCUAUUUAAAGAUUCACCUUGAUGUGAUGACAUCAAGCUUCUCUGUCCUUUUUUUUCUGCACAAGUAUCAGUAGAGGAAUCCAUGCUGAGCUGAAAACAAUCAUGAGUAUGUUUUUGGGAGGAAGCUUGGAAAGUCUCAUUUAUUUGUUCUUUAAGGCUCCAGAUUAUGGAAAGAAUUGCACAGUAACUAUGCAGGGCACACUAGAGGUGACCUAGUGCAAGAAAAGACAUAAAUGGCAAUGUGAUGCAGGAAUYCUAAAAUAUCUGUUACUUAAAGUAGCUGCUCAUUGGCACUGMUUCAACUCAAGAGGAGACAGUUUGAGCACACAGCUGGAGGUGACAGCCGAGUUCAGCUGUWACUUUGUUAAAGUGAAGUGCUGCAGAAUUCUUGUAUGCAAAUCUCUUUUGGAACGGAUUCAGAUGCUGGAGUUGAGUAGAGCUGCCUGUAAAUACUACUGUAAACAGCAUCAAAGCUGUAUUGAGGACCAAAAUUGCUUUUAUGUUGGAAUAUAACAUAUUUAUAAUUAAAUCAGUGUGGUACAUCUGAACUUCCUGAAUUUAAAAUGGAGGAGAAUGUUCCUACAAAGAAGUGAGAACUGACCAGGUCCUGGCAUGUCCUGUAGCCCUGGCAGUGGUCUGUGCCAGCACAACCCAGCACCAACAGGCUUGCAGGGCUGGAAUGGAAAUUAGGGCAACUAGGGCUUUCACAAAGCAAUAGCUGUAAUAAAUAAUCCAGCCUGUUACUCCACACAGCAUAUCAAASAAUGUUCCAGGGCUAUUCACUCCUGCACAGCCUCCUUUCCAGCUUUAUCURCGCUUCUCCUCCACCCUAUCCUCCCACACCUGCUCCUCUCCAGUAACCCGUGUGUUGGUUUAAAGGACAGGUGCCUUCCCAGGAAAGCAGGAACCUUCCUAGAAUGGAGAAYGAACCCCCUUCUGUCCAAAUCAUUAUAACUUUGAAAUUAUGGGGUUUUCAGGCAGAAAACAGCAGGGGCUGGGUGGCCCUGAGAGGAGAGAGAAGGUGGAGGCAGGGGAUUGUUUCAGGUUUUCCCCUGGCUCUCAGGUGUCCAUUGUGGUGUCCUGGGGAUGGACACRGCAGCUGGGAGGGGCUCCCUCUGGAGCAGGUCGGGGUCCUGKUUUCCCCUGAGAUGAUGAGGGUCCCUCCCAGUGAGGGUGGGUGUUGAAAAGGUCCCARUUCAAUGACUGYUCUUGCCAGAAGAGGCCCACCCACAGUAAGGAGAAGUAGUGAAGGACAAAACUGCAGUGGCAGCAAAUCCUCUGGGCAGCAGUCCGGCACCAAAGCCACAACCAUGACCCCUCCAAUCCCCACAGCAUGUGGAGAGAGAGCAGGAGAGGGCUGAGCCCAGCCCCUGACUCCCAGCCAAGACUCGCAGUGUCUCUGCACUUCCCAAGAGAAAACCCCCAGCCACAAACUCACUGCCCUGCUAAGAGACUGCAGCCAACUGCACCCCUUCUCUCCUCCUCCUCAUCCUGGCCACAUCUUUUGUCUUUGUGCAGUAUUGUCAUUCCCACCUCUUGGGCAACAAAUGGGAGAAAAAUUCCCUGGGAGAAAGGUAAAAAAAAAAAAAAAAAAAGGAAAAAUCUGUCUUCCAAGAUCCUGCUAUAGGUGGUGCCUCUCAUUGCCUUUGCCCAAUCGACUUGUCAUCUUGCCACUUGCUGAAGAGGCUUAAUGGUAAGAUCUGUGUGAAGCUGGUGGUUCUCAAGGUCUGGAACAGUGAAUCCAUUGGAACUGUGCUCAUCCCGUUGAUAGACAGGUUCCCUGUAAUCAGGCAGGUCUCAGGAGUGGCAUGAGGUGGUAAGAACUGGCAAUGUGCUGCCCAUUCUGACCACUCCUGGCCACCAGCCUCUACCAGGCAGUACAAAGUAAUUGUUCAGUUGUGUAUCUCCAGCUCCUGGACAGACUGACCUCUGGCAGUGGACAAAUUUGCAGGUUAUGGGGAAAGAGUUGAAGUGAUCCCAGGGUACUGGUGAAGAGUGACAGCAGACUUAUCUCUGGCUCAACUGACUUCCCUAGUCCACUCUUUCCAUUGCUUUCUGGCCUCUCCAAGUGCUGUUUUCCCUGCUGAUCAUCAUCAUGUCCACAGGUUCCAGCCCCAUGGCACGUGUCUGCCCUAUGCCAUUGAAGAGCUACCAGGCUCAAAGGUGCACGCCCUGCUGCUGAUGGCUGCAGUGGUGUAACUUCUUUUAAUUGCUGUGAUUAACCCUCACCCCAUCUUUGUUUUUAUUUUAAAACUAGUGUCACCCACAGCCUCAGGCCUCUGAGUUAAGAUAGAAGUCUCAUCCUUAAUAAUAYGGUUUAGAAGGUUUUGAAACCAGAUUGCAGGUGUCCGUUCCAGGGAAAGAUGUGCAACUGGGUGUAUUACUUCUUAAACCACUGUGAUUCCUUCGGGGAAAAGUGAGUUCCUGUUACAGAACUGCAGAAGUGCUGCUUUGUUUCAUAUUUACAGGAUAGCAGGAGCGUGCAAAUCCAGAGAGCCUAAAAUAUUUAAUGUUGAUGGAUAUGAGAGAGCUACCUAACAUKAUAUGGUGCUUAGCUCUGCUAAGUUACAGUUCAGGAAAGCACUGGCAAGUUGUCUGCCACCCUAAUCCUUUGCUAUUUUWUUUUCUUGUGUUUCUCUUUCUCUUUCAUGGUGGGCUCUCCUGGGUAGCAAUAUUAGUGCCACAGCCAUAAGCAGGCUAUGUGCCAAACUCCAGGGAAGCYAUUUACCCUGGCAAAAGGAAAAAGCAGACACUGGAGACAAAGACAGCCUUGUGUAAAAGUUUGUMGAUUCUGCAUCCAUCCAGUGAUUAAAAGCAAGAGUUGAUUUUUUCACUUCUGUUUGAACAAGUUKUUUGGGAAACUGUUUUGUUUCAAAAACCCAGGCUAAACUGUCCCUGUGGAUGCUUCAUGGUAUGACCCAGUGAAUCAACGGCGUGUAGUGGGGGAACCUGACAUCUACAGGAAAAGAAGAAAUCAUCUGUUGCACCAGCACAUGCAUUUGGGGAAACUAUUUCUGUACUUCUGAGGAAGUCUGGAAACUCUUGGACAAACAGGAAGUGAAAGAACAGGAAAUUUUUGCUCUUUCCAGUGGAAGAUCUGGCAGGUGUCAAAUGUAACCAAAAGGGAGAUGGUUCAAAAGAGCCAGAAGGGGCUGCACUGCACACACUGUGUUGGUAAUCUGAGCCUCAUCACAGGAUUUGUACUAAACAUCUCUUUCUGUUCAAAAAGCAAUUGGAUAUGGCUUCAGCAGGAGAAUUACUUCAGAGUUGUUUAAUAACAGUACAGUAUUAGGUGUUUUUACUGUUUUACAAACUUUUCUAAGGUGUCUCCCAUCAUGUGCUGUCAGAACUGAACAUGAAAUUGGCUGAACUUUCAGCUGACACACCAGAACUGUGUUUGAGUUCUGCAACACUCAGAAUUAAAACAGUUUCAAAUUAAUCUUAAUCUUGAACAUUUAUUGUCAUUAUUAUACCACAAUCUUUUAUUUUCCAUUUGAAUAACUUCAUSUUACUUUCAGACAGUGCCAUGACCAAUUGCCUGCUGAGACAUAACUUGGGAAACUUGAAAAAGAUGCUCAUCCAAGCAAUCAUAAUCCUGGAGUAUGAGCCAAA
Molecule: messenger RNA, 6196 nt
Organism: Malurus melanocephalus (red-backed fairy wren)
Lineage: Eukaryota; Metazoa; Chordata; Aves; Passeriformes; Maluridae
Product: cytochrome P450 2J6-like
Exons: 9
Coding region: 122-1594 (490 amino acids)
Biological process (GO): xenobiotic metabolic process; arachidonate metabolic process
Cellular component (GO): cytoplasm; intracellular membrane-bounded organelle
Molecular function (GO): heme binding; oxidoreductase activity, acting on paired donors, with incorporation or reduction of molecular oxygen, reduced flavin or flavoprotein as one donor, and incorporation of one atom of oxygen; iron ion binding
Source: RefSeq, a predicted model, not a curated record